UGGUGCGCAUUGAGAGGGUGAGAGGCGCGAUGGCCUGCAGCGGGACUCAGCCGCACUUCACUGAUCCCCGACUCCUUACCCGACUUUUCACUAAACACUAGCUGGUUCCGCUCACAUCUGGUCUCGAGUCCACGCCUGAGAAAGUGUGUGCAAGAAUGAACUGACCGACUAAUUUCAAAAUAGUUUGCUGCUUGAACAGAACCGCAUUUUAUGCAGAGAUGUGAAAUGCUAUGUGAAUUAGUGUGGAAUGAUUAUGUUAGAAAUCGUGAAGCAUGGGUGACUGGAGCUUUCUUGGGCGAUUGUUGGAAAAUGCACAAGAACACUCGACGGUGAUCGGCAAAGUCUGGCUGACUGUCCUCUUCAUCUUUAGGAUCCUGGUGCUGGGAACAGCAGCAGAGGAAGUCUGGGGUGAUGAACAGUCGGACUUUACCUGCAACACACAGCAGCCUGGUUGUGAAAACGUUUGCUAUGACGAGGCUUUUCCCAUUUCACAUAUCCGUUACUGGGUGCUGCAGAUCAUCUUUGUGUCCACACCAACACUCAUUUACCUGGGUCACAUACUGCACAUCAUCCGUAUGGAAGAUAAGCACAAAGAGAAGGAGGAGGAGCUACAAAAGGCACAGAGACACCAGGAGGAGAAAGAACUCCAGUACAGAAAUGGGGAGAGUGUCAGAGGAGGUGGGAAAAAGGAGAAACCAUCAAUCAGAGAUGAACAUGGCAAAAUUCGCAUCAGGGGUGCCUUGUUGCGCACAUACGUGUUCAACAUCAUUUUCAAGACACUCUUUGAGGUGGGUUUCAUUUUAGGCCAGUAUUUUCUCUAUGGUUUCCAGCUCAGGCCACUGUAUAAGUGUGCACGGUGGCCCUGCCCCAACACUGUUGACUGCUUCCUGUCCAGACCCACAGAGAAGACCAUCUUCAUCAUUUUCAUGCUUGUGGUGGCUUGCGUGUCUCUUGUGCUGAAUUUACUAGAGAUUUAUCACCUAGGAUGGAAAAAAAUCAAACAGGGUGUGACCAGUGGAUCCAUCCCUGAGCAUAAGUCACUAGCCCUUAGUGACACAGCGGACACUGGAGCAAUUCCUGCAACCUCCAGGACUGACCCUGCAACCCUUAGCUAUCCUCCCAAAUACACCAAGUUAGCAACAGGUAGCGCAACAUUUCUGCAGCCAGGGUCAGUUCCUGUAACAACAAAUUUCAAGAUUGAUCCUCUAAACGAGGAGCCAAACUCUUUCUACAUCAGCAGCAACAAUCACAGGCUGGCUGCUGAGCAGAACUGGGCCAAUCUGGCCACUGAACAGCAAACUAUGGAAAAGAAGGCCAUUACUCCAUCUACUUCCUCCUCCUCCUCUGCCUCUUCCUGUGAUAACGAGCAGCGCCCCAGAGACGCUGUUCCCACUACCAGCAUUCCCAGCUCAAGUGGUUGCAUUUUGAGUAGUGGGAAGUGCGAGCCAGAGGAGAGUCACGCCACCACUACGGUGGAGAUGCAUGAGCCACCUAGCUUGUUUACUGACCUCCGGUGCAUGAGCAGAGCAAGCAAAUCAAGCAGUGUAAGGGCAAGGCACAAUGAUCUGGCUGUCUAGUAACUUUCAUAGCACAACUUCAAUUUUAAUAUAUACACGCUAGGCAAUGCAAAAACUUAAUGUGAAAAUAUAAAUGAGAGUCAGGAUGCUGCAUGUUAUCUUGGGGGAUUACAAAAACAUAAAACAUUGACAAUGAUGUUGAUACAUAGCACUUGAACUGUGUCCAAAGUUACGUGACAGUUCAGUGAUAUGAUAAAA
Tachysurus vachellii is the source of this 1775-nucleotide messenger RNA. It is a transcript of the gene gja3, whose product is annotated as gap junction protein, alpha 3. NCBI's taxonomy places the organism in Eukaryota, Metazoa, Chordata, Actinopteri, Siluriformes, Bagridae. Gene Ontology annotation, biological process: cell communication. The transcript has 3 exons. The record is from RefSeq and is a predicted model, not a curated record. Gene Ontology annotation, cellular component: connexin complex. Bases 273 to 1577 code for a protein of 434 amino acids.